Eimeria mitis is the source of this 471-nucleotide messenger RNA. Its product is annotated as vacuolar ATP synthase subunit f, putative. Lineage: Eukaryota; Apicomplexa; Conoidasida; Eucoccidiorida; Eimeriidae. The transcript has 4 exons. The record is from RefSeq and is a predicted model, not a curated record. Gene Ontology annotation, molecular function: proton-transporting ATPase activity, rotational mechanism. Gene Ontology annotation, biological process: monoatomic ion transmembrane transport. Gene Ontology annotation, cellular component: membrane. The coding region runs from base 1 to 471 and encodes 156 amino acids.
AUGGCUGUCUACAGAGGCAGCAUUCGUCCCCACGGGGCCGCGGAGCUCAAAAUAUGUGUCAUCGGAGAUGAAGAUACUGUUGCUGGGUUUUUGAUGGCUGGCAUCGGGAUGAGGGACGGCAUGGGGCGAACAAACUUCCUCGUUGUAGACGCCAAGACGAAGAGACAAGAAGUAGAAAGGGCCUUUCAUGAGUUCACCCACCGCAACGAUGUCGGCAUCGUCUUAAUCAACCAACAUCAGCAGCUGCAGCAGCAGCAGCAGCUGCUGCUGCUGCAGCAGCAAGAGCUGCAGCAGCAAGGGCUGCAGCAGCAGCAGCAGCAGCAGCAAGAGCUGCAGCAGCAAGAGCUGCAGCAGCAAGAGCUGCAGCAGCAAGAGCUGCAGCAGCAACUGCAGCAGCAGCAGCAGCAACAUUUUUGUUUGAUUUGCUGCUACAAACUAAAGCCGCACUCUAGUGGUAAGGGAGACAAAUAA